Messenger RNA from Blastomyces gilchristii SLH14081, 2018 nucleotides. RefSeq lists its product as uncharacterized. Gene Ontology annotation, molecular function: carboxylic ester hydrolase activity; palmitoyl-(protein) hydrolase activity. Gene Ontology annotation, cellular component: cytoplasm. Bases 766 to 1815 code for a protein of 349 amino acids. NCBI's taxonomy places the organism in Eukaryota, Fungi, Ascomycota, Eurotiomycetes, Onygenales, Ajellomycetaceae. The transcript has a single exon. The record is from RefSeq and is a predicted model, not a curated record. Gene Ontology annotation, biological process: protein depalmitoylation.
CACACACACACAGGUCAUGUGAUAUCCAAUCCUCCUCGAAAAUUGGAGCCUUGAUAUCAACAUGUCAUGUCUACCUUCACUCGUUGUCGCAAUCCUGCAUCUCUCACUCCAACGAACAGCUAACAGCUGAUAGUCCAAGGGGAAGAUCGUGUGUUUCUGUGUCCAUCCAAUCCUCUUCAUACCUCGGAGAAAUCCUACCUAGCUAGGAAGCGGGGUAUAUCGCCCAUCUGGUAACCUCUCUUGGGGGCUAACACGAAGCAGUUAACAAGCCCUUCUUACUUCGACACCAGGAGAAAUAUACAGAAGUGGCUAGAUAUAUAUCGAUUACCACGCAAAGAAACUUUGACAGGAUCUCUACUGAAUCCCCACGCCAAACGCUGCGGAUCGCCUCGUUGGUGUUGGCGAGAGGUGCUCAACGGGUGAGCGUGCACCUUGAUCUCUAUUUAUUCGAAUAAGAGUUCCUUGAGAAAAGGAGAAGAUAGGCUUGCUCAGAGAAGCGUGGAUACGACGUCCAAGCAAUCUACAGAGUAUGCGAAGGAAGAAAGAGAGCAAAACACGAGAUCGUCGAUAUCCUACACCUUUACCCUUCCUCUACCCUUGGCAUGUAAACGUACAUGUGCUAUACGUAUACAUCUACCAACAGGAUAGCAAACAACAAGGAGAAGAGAGAUAGAGAGGACAAAAGAAAUCGAAUAGAAGAAAAAACAGAAGGAGAAAAGAAAAAAAGAAAAGAAAAGAAAAGAAAUCCGAAAACAAAACACAGCCAUGACCAAAUCAGACCCUCUCUCCCCUCCACUCCCGCAUUCCAUCUCCACCUCCGCCUCCACCCCGCUCUCUACACCACCCCCAACUUCCACCACCACCAUCACAACACCCCCUUUCCCAAAACCCACCAUAAUCCCUCCCCGCGGCCCGCACACCCACACCCUAAUCCUCCUCCACGGCCGCGGUGGUAACUCCCUCGACUUCAGCUCGGCUCUCAUGACCUCCCCCAUGGAGCCCCCCACCUCCACGAACCCGGAUCGCUCAUCCCUGUCCCAGCGCUUCCCAGGUGUCAAAUUCGUCUUCCCAGACGCCAGGAUCGGCCGCUCCACAGCGAGCGGCAAGGUGAUGAUGCCGCAGUGGUUUGAUGUCGUGACGCUGCGGCCCGUGUAUGAGCGGGAAUGGGAGCUGUCGCGGGACGGGCUCAGGGCGUCGGUGGGGUAUUUGAUGGAGCUGGUGAAGGAGGAAGGGAGAAUAUUGGGCGGGGUUGGGAGGGUUAUUGUGGGCGGGUUUAGUCAGGGGGGUGUGGUUGCGUUGGGGGCUGCGGUGGCUUUUGAUGCGGAGGCUGAUGGGGGUGGGGAGGCGUUGGGGGGUUGUGUGGCUAUGAGUCCCUGGUUGCCGUUCCAGAGGGACCUGAUAAGGUUGGUUGGGAGUGAGGGAGAGAAGGAUACAGGCACAGCUGUGGUAGGCGAGGAGGAGGAAGAGGACAAGGACAGGGCCCCGGAGCCCGACCCGAGCCUAGCUGUCAAAGCCAAAACCUGGUUCCGAGAGAAUAUAUUGGGCAUCCCGCCGCCGCCCGUCGCCACGGACCCACAACCGCAGUCACAGUCAUCAGCUUCACCCCCCAAGACCCCCAUCUGGAUCGCGCAUGGGGCGCUGGACGAGCAUGUGUUGCCCCAGUUUGGCGAAGACGCUGCGAAGACGCUGGAAGCGUUGGGCUGGAACGUCACGUUUAUGCUGUAUGAUGAUUUAUCCCAUUGGAUUAUGCGAGAUGAAUUGGCGGAUUUGGCGAUUUUUUUGAAUGUCGUGGCUGGUGUUCCGGAUGAGGAGUGAAAAAUUCCGGUUGCCUCUUCGGGCCGUCCGGCAUAGGGAUUGGAAACAGGGGUGGAAAGAAAAAGAAAGGGGGGAGGAGGGAGUUGGGGGGUGGGGGGGGGGGGGGUUAACCCACGAGAGCGGGGAACGAGAUGAACGUUUUUACUCUUUUUUUUAAAUUUUUUUUUUUUUUUUUUUUUUAAAAAAAAAAAAUAAUAAUAAUA